Molecule: messenger RNA, 2411 nt
Organism: Larimichthys crocea (large yellow croaker)
Lineage: Eukaryota; Metazoa; Chordata; Actinopteri; Sciaenidae
Gene: sh3glb1a
Product: SH3-domain GRB2-like endophilin B1a
Exons: 9
Coding region: 146-1234 (362 amino acids)
Biological process (GO): membrane organization
Cellular component (GO): membrane; cytoplasm
Molecular function (GO): protein binding
Source: RefSeq, a predicted model, not a curated record
GUCAGGCUCAACAGCUGGGUGGAACUCCGACACAAAAAAAAAAAAAAAAAAAAAAGUUGCUUCAAUGACAUUUUCUACAAGGAUGGCAGCUUGACUGUGAGACAGGCUAACCGUUGUAUUAAGUGCUCGUUAUCACCGCAGUGCCAUGGAUUUUAACGUUAAGCGGUUAGCCGCAGACGCCGGUACCUUCCUGAGCCGCGCGGUACAAUUUACAGAAGAGAAAUUUGGCCAGGCCGAGAAGACAGAGUUGGAUGCCCAUUUGGAGAACCUCUUGGUCAGAGCUGAAAACACCAAACAAUGGACAGAGAGGAUUAUGAAGCAGACAGAAGUCUUACUACAGCCCAACCCAAAUGUCCGACUAGAAGAAUUUGUGUAUGAGAAGCUGGAGAAAAAAGCCCCGACACGAAUGAACAACCAUGAGCUGCUGGGCCAGACCAUGAUCGAAUCAGGAGGUGAAUUUGGUCCUGGAACCGCCUAUGGGAACGCGCUGAUAAAAUGUGGUGAGACUGAGAAGCAGAUUGGCGGGGCGGAGCGGGAGUUAAUCCAGAGUUCUGCCAUCAACUUCCUGACACCUUUCAGGAACUUUCUGGAGGGCGAUUUUAAAACCAUCCUGAAAGAACGGAAGCUGCUGCAAGUGAAACGUUUGGACCUGGAUGCAGCCAAAACCCGACUAAAGAAAGCCAGGAUGGCUGAUGCAAGAGCUGCAGCAGAGCAGGAACUGAGGAUGACCCAGAGUGAGUUUGACCGUCAGGCAGAGAUCACCAGACUGCUGUUGGAAGGCGUCAGCAGCACUCAUGCACACCACCUACGCUGUCUGAAUGACUUUGUGGAGGCGCAGACUACGUACUACGCACAGUGUUACCAGUACAUGGUGGACCUCCAAAAGCAGCUGGGCAGCUUCCCCUCAUCAUUCUCCAACAACAACCAAUCGUCGGUGUCUGGCGGGGCCAGCAUCUCUGUGCCCACUAUCCCAGUGUCGGCCUCCCUGCCCAGUGUGUCUGCGGGCAGUUCAACGGCAUCUGGCGGAUUCAACGAAUUGCGUAGCUCCAACGGCAGCCGCAAAGCCCGAGUGCUUUACGACUACGACGCUGCCAGCAGCAGCGAGCUUUCCCUGCUGGCUGAUGAGGUGAUCACAGUCAGCAGCGUCCCAGGCAUGGAUUCAGACUGGCUGAUGGGUGAGCGAGGCAACCAGAAGGGCAAAGUGCCAAUCACUUACCUGGAGCUGCUUAACUGAGAGCUGCAAACGCCCUCCACCCUACCCCACCCAGCCCUCUGUAACCAGCUGUGAUCUCAUAUUUAUAUUGUGUUGCAGGGACAGGCCUCACUUUCUCUUCCAUUCAGUCAUUUUCAAAUGAGUUUUAUUUCUAUGAAAAGGAGUCUCACUUUUAGCAGACUUGAGCUGGAAACGAAUACAUUUGAGUGAAGGGGAAAGGAAAAUGGACCCCCGCGAUCCCUGACGUGUUUGUAUGCAACUGCAGUACAUUUUCUAAAAGCCGCUUCCAUGCCUUUUGUGUUUGAUGCCAUGCAAUCUGCAAUACGUGCCAGAACAUUUCCCAAACUAAGUAUCAAAAAAAAAAGAAAAAAAAAAGUUUGUGUUUACAACAUAUAUCUCAGAUGGUGAUCUAAAUGCUUACAGUAGACACUUUUUUUUUUAAAUUACAAAGAUGCACUUCAGCUUGAAGCGGAGAGUGACGCCGAUUAUUUUGAAGACAUAUUUUAUCACUGAUAAUCUUAUGGUGCAGUACCUGUUGGUUAACCUCAGUAUGAAUCCUUUUUUUUUUUAAACGUGUCGUGUGUUAGCUUUAUUCAUAUGGAGCCUUUCUGGACGGUGACUUAAAGACAGUUCCAGUGCGUUUGAUUAAUGAGCGAGUCAGAAUGAGAGAGAGUUGUAACCCGCUGAUAGCCGAGCAGGGUAUUAAACUCACAUGCCAGACAUCAUUAAGUGCCUAUUACAGUGAUUCUGAAAACUUUUGCCCUUUUUAUAGCUACAUCAGCAGUAUUGAGACUGAGUCAGUCCAGUCUCUCCUCGUAGUAUUUAACCCUAAUAAGUUACUUACAAUUUAAGCCCAGCAGAGGUUUAUCAACCAGAGGGCAGCUGUCCUCUCUGAUUAAAUUAUUAAUUUGUGUAUUAAUUAAUACACAAUUUCUGAUCUUUAUUGUCUCUGGUGUUGGUUGACUUGAUGUUUACUUUGAAAAAAAAGUAAAGACAUUCUUUUUUUAUGAAUAUGUCUCGACAGAUUCCCCUAAACCUGCAUUUCAACUCCACAUUGGAAAAAAAAAAGUCUUGUUAUGUUCUGGGAGAUUAAAGUAUAUUAUUACAUGGCUGCUUUUUGUUUUGUGUGUAACUGAUAAGAUAGCAUACAAUUGUAAGAUAAAUAUACAAUAUGAUGCAUUAAAAUAAGAAAAUACCA